CGAUAGCUUUGAGGAAGAUAUUCCUUGUAGGUUUGGGAUUUUUCUAGAAUCCAGGAUGGCGGUCCAGCAGAGGCUUGGUGAGGGAAGGGAAUUUGUCUCAAGAUUCUGCCCUUUGGGAGAACAAAAACGAGAGCCUCUGGAGAGCGGUGCUCCGGGUGUCCACAAGGGGGCAGCAGAGGCAGCGCCCCAAGUCCGCAGGACCCGUAACUUUUCUUCCUCUCUGUUGGCAGUGGACAGUGGAGCUCAAGUGGUUUUCUGUGACAAGGACGAGGCGGGGGGCCGGGCUCUGGAGCAGGAACUCCCUGGCACUGUCUUCGUCCGUUGUGACGUGACUCAGGAAGGAGAUUUGCAGACUCUGAUUUCCGAGACCCUCUCUCGGUUUGGCCACCUGGAUUGUGUGGUGAACAAUGCCGGCUACCACCCACCCGCGCAGUGGCCUGAGGAGACUUCUGCCCAGGACUUUCGCCAGCUGCUGGAGCUGAACCUACUGGGGACAUACACCCUGACCAAGCUUGCCCUCCCCCACCUGCGAAAGCACAGAGGCAACAUCAUCAACAUCUCCAGCCUGGUUGGGACCAUCGGCCAGUCCCAGGCAGUUACCUACGUGGCCACCAAGGGGGCAGUGACAGCCAUGACAAAAGCUCUGGCCUUGGAUGAGAGCCGAUAUGGUGUCCGUGUCAACUGCAUCUCCCCAGGGAACAUCUGGACUCCACUGUGGGAAGAGCUGGCAGCCUCAACCUCAGACCCCAGUGCCACCAUCCUAGAAGGCACCUUGGCCCAGCCCUUGGGCCGCAUGGGCCAGCCAGCUGAGGUGGGAGCUGCAGCGGUGUUCCUGGCCUCUGGAGCCACCUUCUGUACAGGGCUUGAACUUCUUGUGACAGGGGGUGCAGAACUGGGGUAUGGGCGCAAGUCUACUAGGAGCAGCCUCGUGGAAACCCCUAUUCUCCCACCCUAACUCCUACUAAGUUAUGUCCUACCCAUCCCUCUUUCCCUUUCCUGUCUUUUUUGUGUGGUACUGGAGAUUAAACCUAGGACACUUUUUUGUGCUAGGCAGGGCUCCACCACUGAAUCACACCCGGGUGCCUCACUGGGGGUUCUAGGCAGGGCUCCACCACUGAAUCACACCCAGGUGCCUCACUGGGGGACUCUAGGCAGGGCUCCACCACUGAAUCACACCUGGGUGCCUUACUGGGGGACUCUAGGCAGCGCUCCACCACUGAAUCACACCCGGGUGCCUUACUGGGGGUUCUAGGCAGGGCUCCACCACUGAAUCACACCUGGGUGCCUCACUGGGGGACUCUAGGCAGGGCUCCACCACUGAAUCACACCUGGGUGCCUUACUGGGGGACUCUAGGCAGCGCUCCACCACUGAAUCACACCCGGGUACCUCACUGGGGGACUCUAAGCAGGGCUCCACUACUGACUGUCAGUUCACAACGAAACUUAGGACAAACGGCUACCCUGAUGCCUAUGUGCCCAUAGCAAAGUCCAGGCUGGCAGCCAGGUUCACACAAAGCCUGUGGCUUCUCUGUGCUUUCUCAUCCUUGUCUCCUACUCUAAACCUCUCCAGCCCUGGAACUUAACUCGCCUUCCCGCAGCUUCUGAUUCCCACACAAACCUGCCAUUUCAGCCGCGUGCCCCCAUCCCCACCCCCGACCCAUGGCCCAGUUCAGUCUGGACUCUUCCACAUAUAAUAAAACCUUCUCCUCAGCCA
Myodes glareolus (Bank vole) is the source of this 1714-nucleotide messenger RNA. NCBI's taxonomy places the organism in Eukaryota, Metazoa, Chordata, Mammalia, Rodentia, Cricetidae. The record is from RefSeq and is a predicted model, not a curated record.